This is a messenger RNA of Chenopodium quinoa (quinoa), 4154 nucleotides long. Its product is annotated as receptor-like protein 12. NCBI's taxonomy places the organism in Eukaryota, Viridiplantae, Streptophyta, Magnoliopsida, Caryophyllales, Amaranthaceae. Gene Ontology annotation, molecular function: protein binding. The record is from RefSeq and is a predicted model, not a curated record. The transcript is spliced from 2 exons. The coding region runs from base 731 to 3640 and encodes 969 amino acids.
AGUUCUCACUUCCCAGAGAAGCUCAUCACUACAAACUAAUGAAUUUUAUCGUAAAUACUAAAAUAGCACUUCAUAACAAAUCUAAUUUUAUCAACAGUUAUUGUAAUCAAUAACCAAGAAAAAUCAAACAGCCAAUUACACUACUCCAUAUAUGCUUCACCAAAGAUAAAAAGUCAAACAAAGAGAAAAUUCAAAUUCAAAAUCAAAUUGAUAAAUACAAUAGGUAAGUCAGGUACUAUAUCCACCAUAAAUUUCAAGGUCUUUACAAAGACUUUUUAUGCUUUUCUCUCACCAUCUCAUCAAUCAUAUUUCUUUCUCCAUCCCUAAUCUGUACAGUAACUUUUUACUCUCUCAAGUAUGCUUUUCUAGUUUUCAUAUUCCCAGAAGUUGGCAGUUCACUAGUGCUUUGCACAAAUUCUUCAGCAAUCUGUUAAAAUGCUGACUUCAAUAUGUCCCCCCUUAAAAACUAGGCAAGUGCGAAAAUUCUUAGGUUAUACCUUCAAAUUUCCAAGAACGUUCAAAUAACAUCCUUACAAGAUAGAAUGGAUUCACAUUUAGUCAGAAUAUUUUUGUACCCACAAUCUUCAAAGCAGAUACCGAAAAUUCAAUAACUUCUUUGACCAGCAAAGAAAAUCAUGCCUUCUCUUGUCUAUAAAACAAACCUUUUUGCUUACUUCUUUUUUCUAAACAAACAAGAACCUAUAAGUAAAAGCUGCAUCAUAAUAACACUAUGUUCAUGUGUUAUUUGUCAUGCAUUUACAUUCUUUUCUUAGUUCCAGUAUGUUCUCAUGCCAUUAAACUAAACAAUUUUGUGUCCUCUUCGCGGCCAUCAUGUGCUGAUCAUGAAAGAUUGGCAUUGCAGCAGUUCAGGCAGAGUUUCCUUAUAAACUGCGCUGUUUCUGAUUCUGCAUCUGCAUAUCCAAAGGUGAAAUCAUGGUCAGGUGAGCUAACAAGGGAUUGUUGUAUGUGGGAUGGUGUUGAGUGCGAGGAGGAGACAGGUCAUGUGACAGGGCUCGACCUCAGUAGCAGCUGUCUUUAUGGAAAUUUUCCUCCUAACAGCACCCUUUUCAGCCUCAUUCAUCUUAAAAAGCUUAAUCUUGCCUUUAAUGAUUUUAACUACUCUCUCAUUCCCUCUAAACUCGGCCAAAUCAACAAGAUACAAAAUCUUAAUCUCUCCUAUUCAUCAUUUAGCGGCCAAAUCCCAUCUGAAAUCUCAAAAUUAUCACAGCUUUAUACCCUUGAUCUUUCCAACAAUGGUGAUUCUUUAGCUAACAGCCAACUUAACUUGAAACUUCAGGGUCGGGGUCUUGAGAAGUUACUCAGAAACCUAACUCGUAUUCAGAAACUCUAUCUUGAUAUGGUUGUCUUAUCUACUAAAGUUCCAAUCAUCCUCACAAAUCUAACCUCUCUAAAAGCUAUUUCCCUCCAAUACUGUAACUUGUAUGGAGAACUGCCAACAAGUGUUUUCAAAUUGCCACAACUUGAAUUCCUUUACCUGAGUGGCAAUAGAGUUUUAGCAGGAUUUUUGCCUCAGUUUCAAUCUACUAACCCUCUUAAAGAGCUGUAUCUAUUUGGCACAGCUUUUUCAGGAGAAGUGCCACCUUCAAUUGGAAAUCUUGCUCAUUUGGAACAACUCGACCUAUGUGGUUGUUAUUUCUCAGGAUCACUUCCAUCUUCUCUGGCUAACAUGACAACACUUACCGUUUUACUCUUAAGUCGCAAUAACUUCAAAGGUGAAGUCCCCUUCUCUAUCACUAAUCUUACCAGCCUCGAAGCUUUAGAUUUCUCGAAUCUAGAAUUCAGGCCACAAGACUUGUUUUCGCAGUUGUCCAAGCUACACAAUCUCAGUUAUUUACGCCUUGCUGAAAUGAAACUAGCUACUGAGAUACCUCCUUUUAUUGCAAACUUUACAAAACUUAAUUAUCUAGAUCUCGCUUCAUCUCAGCUAAUAGGUCCAUUUCCACAAUGGUUUGCAAACCUAACCAAGCUAAGGCAACUGUAUCUGGAGAACAAUCAAUUAGAUGGUCCAAUACCACAAUGGUUUUCUCAGUUUACCAACCUUCAAUCAAUAGACUUGUCUUACAACAACUUGUUUGGCAAAUUCGAAAUUUUUUUUCAUCUAAAGAAUCUUCGUAAUCUAGCUUUAUCUCAACUCAACCUAACAUUUCCUAGUUCUACUACCAAUUCAUCUCUUCCAAAGCUCAAGCUCUUGGAACUAGAAUUUUGCAACUUGACCGAUUUUCCGCAAUUCCUUCAGUAUCAAAAUGAGCUGCAAUCACUAUCACUCAAAGGAAACAAAAUCAAGGGUAAUUUACCACAAUGGUUGGUGAAUACAACUAAAGAGAAUCUCCUUAAAAUUGAUCUUUCCCAGAAUAAUUUGACAGGCUUUGAAAAGCCUGCAGCAGAGCUUCCGUGGACCCAUUUGGAGGACUUUUGCUUCAGGGGUAAUAAGUUACAAGGACUAGUUCCUUCUCCACCAGGUUCUAUGAAGUUUUACGAUAUCUCAGAUAAUCUGUUGACUGGAGUUAUUCCCAGGCAAAUUUGCAAUGCAAAGUCUCUAAUUUCCCUUGAUUUGUCUGGCAACAACAUGACCGGACAGAUACCAGAUUGCGUGGGUCAGCUUGGUGAAUCUCUACAGCUUCUGAACCUGCGAGGUAACAAUCUCCGUGGCACGAGUUCCAUAAAAUUCUCAAAAUACUGCAAACUGAAGAUGAUCAACUUGAGUCAAAAUCAAUUGGGAGGUGAGCUUCCAAGGUCACUUGCAAAUUGUAAAAUGCUUGAGGUACUUGAUGUUGGAAGAAAUCAAAUUAAUGAUUCUUUUCCAUCAUGGUUAGGAAGUCUCCCAAAGUUGCAAGUCCUUGUCCUGAGCCAUAAUAAAUUUUUUGGAGGCAUAAUGCAUCCAAAACCUUACCUCGGUUUCCGCUUCUUGCGCAUUAUUGACCUAUCCCACAAUCUUCAUACAGGUCAUUUACCAUCAAGGUACUUUCAAAAUUGGCAUGCAAUGAGAGAUUCUAAAGAAGAACAAUCAGGUUCAUACAAUACUCUGAUUACUUUCUACUUUAAGGUGGGAACAGAUUUAGUAAUUUCUGAACAGAAUUUUGAGUACUCGAUCACCAUAACAAACAAAGGCAACGAAAUUCUUUACCCAAAGGUUCUUAAAGUCUUUAGGGUCAUUGAUUUAUCAAGUAAUAGCUUCACGGGCAGGAUACCAGAUGUCGUUGGGGAUCUCAAGGGGCUUCAAGCACUCAACUUGUCCAACAAUAAUCUUGAAGCACUAUCACAAUUGACAUCACUAGAGGUGUUCAACAUUUCCAAUAAUGAUCAUCUCAUGGGCCCAGUACCACAAGGAAACCAAUUCAAUACCUUUGAUGAUACCUCAUUCCAAGGAAACCCCGGGUUGUGUGGAAGUUUAUUAUCCAAGAAGUGUGUAAAUGAAGAUGUGCCACCGCCAACAGUGAAUAUUGAUGAGAGCAAUGACGAUUCUGAGUUAAUUGAUUGGGUCGUCAGAUCACUGGGUUGUAUUAGUGGGACCAUAGUUGGCUUUGUAAUUGGGAAAAUCUACAUCACUGACAAGUACCAUGAAUGGUUUAUGGACACCUUCGGAAGGAGGAGGCCAACUAGGAGAGUUAGGAGAGCAUAAAGACAUAGACGAGAGAGUUCAGCUCUACAUGUUAUAUACUAGUAAUAAAGGAUAUGGUUUGUGAUGGAAUAUUGAAGUUCUUAUGUAUGUCUACUUCCUAUUGUCUUAAUAUCACUAGCUUGUACAUAGUUUGCUACAUCAAUGAUAAUAUGGUACUUCAUGAGAAAAUUGCUGCUCACAAGGGUUUUCCUUUUUUGUAGUAAAUAGGAAAAAAAAAAAUUAAAAAUUUAAAAAACACCUAGCCAGAAUAAGCACUUUGCCUACUUUAUCUGAAUUUAUCUAGCUCUGCAUUACCCUUUCCCUUGAGAGGUUAAGUGAAGUUAUGCCACCGUCCAUUUUAUGUGUGGCUCUGCAUAUUUUGAGUCAUGGUAAAACACUAAUCCUAAAUCCUAACCAAAAGUCCAAAACCUUUGACAGCUGAAAAAUAGGAGUAAUAUGGGCAAUAUAACAUUAUAACCACAAGGAGAUAACAAUCUUCCUUGCAUAGUAGAGGAUCCAAGGUUAUUCCUCCACU